Messenger RNA from Gastrolobium bilobum, 1446 nucleotides. RefSeq names its product putative PAP-specific phosphatase, mitochondrial. The transcript is spliced from 9 exons. The record is from RefSeq and is a predicted model, not a curated record. Gene Ontology annotation, molecular function: 3'(2'),5'-bisphosphate nucleotidase activity. Lineage: Eukaryota; Viridiplantae; Streptophyta; Magnoliopsida; Fabales; Fabaceae. Gene Ontology annotation, biological process: sulfate assimilation. The coding region runs from base 39 to 1265 and encodes 408 amino acids.
CAGUAGUUCCCCUUCAACGAAGGACACUGUGCAGGGUGAUGGUGAUGGUGAUGGCUCGUGUCUUCGCCGUCCGAUUCUUUGACGGUGGCGGAAGUGUUAGUCGUAGUCGUAGCUGUAGCAUCCGACGCUUCAACGUAAGGGCGAACCUUCCAUUUCCUCAGAAAAAUGCUAAGUAUUACAAAGAGCUUGAAGCUGCCGUUGAUGUAGUCCAGAGGGCUUGCCGUCUCUGUGUUCAUGUGAAAUCAUCUUUACUCUCAACUGAUGGGAAGGUUCUCGAAAAAAAUGAUCAGACCCCGGUGACUGUGGCAGAUUUUGGAGUUCAGGCUCUCUUAAGUUUGGAGUUAAAUCAGCUGUUCCCUUCUAUCCCGUUGGUGGCUGAGGAGGACUCUGCUUUCUUGCGAUCAAGAAACUUAGCGGAUGCUGUGCUCAGUGCAGUUACUGCUGAAGCUAGCUCCACUUGUAAACCACUGACACAAGAUGAUGUACUCGAAGCGAUUGAUAGAGGGGGCACAGAUGCUUUUGUGUUUGGAUCAAAGCCGGCCACAUAUUGGGUGCUUGAUCCAAUUGAUGGAACACGAGGAUUUCUCAGAACGAGCAAAGCCUUAUAUGUGGUUGGUUUGGCUCUUGUGGUUGAAGGGGAGAUUGUGAUUGGUGUUAUGGGUUGCCCUAACUGGCAGGAAGAUUUAUCCAAGAAAUCCUCUACUGAGAUGAUGGAGGGUAGGGAUGCUCUUUCUGGAUCAGGAACUAUAAUGAUUGCUCAUAUGGACUGUGGAACAUGGACAAAAAGGUUGAAUAGCAAGCCCAAAUUGCCUAGUGCGUGGACCAGAUGUUCUGUUGAUGGGUCUGACAUAGUACAUAAAGCACACUUCUGUAUUCCAGAUAGUCAAACAUGGGAAUCACUGCCACUGUCUUCUUUAUUUAAUGCAACAAACAACCCUGAUGAUGUAGGGAACAACCAAAUUCUUCUUUUGUCAACUUGUUGUGGAAGUUUAUGCAAGUAUAUGAUGGUGGCUUCAGGUAGAGCAUCUGUUUUUGUUCUCCGAGCAAAAGAGAAGACCAUCAUAAAGGCGUGGGACCAUGCUGUUGGCAUGAUAUGCAUUCAUGAAGCAGGUGGAAAGGUAACAGACUGGAAAGGGAGUGAAAUAGAUCUUGCAGCAGAUCAAGUUGGCCGGCGGAUUAUAUUCCCUUCUGGUGGUGUCCUUGUUACCAACGGCAAUUUACAUAAUCAGAUUCUGCACAUUAUCUCUCAAACUUCAAGAGUUUGAUGUUCGGGGGAAUCGUCCAUCCUGGCAUUAUUUUGAAAAGUGAUUAUGCCAAAUGAGGAUUGAUGCACCUUAUUACCCGUGGUUUGGGUUCAAUUUUCAGGUUUUCUUUUUUGAUAGGUGAUAUGUAAUCCCACCUUCCUGUAAUCUAAAACUUUUAUGUACCAAGAAAAGUGAUUAUAUU